Messenger RNA from Hibiscus syriacus, 1426 nucleotides. RefSeq lists its product as uncharacterized. The record is from RefSeq and is a predicted model, not a curated record. The transcript has 6 exons. NCBI's taxonomy places the organism in Eukaryota, Viridiplantae, Streptophyta, Magnoliopsida, Malvales, Malvaceae. The coding region runs from base 76 to 1275 and encodes 399 amino acids.
AAAUAGGAAAGUAUCCCAAUUGGGUGAGAAAGAAGGAAAGAGACGGAGAGCCGCGGUGGCGAAAUCUGAAUCUGUAUGGCCGCCCCUCUUCCCUCUUAUUCCCUUCCCCCUUUCUUUUCUUCCCAAACACGAGCCAUUGUUCCAAACCCCAACCCCAACCUCUUUCCUCCCUCUCUUUCCAUAUCUCCUUUCCGCUCUCUCUCCCAUACCAACCCUACAAAAUCCCGCAUAACUCCUCUCCUCGCUUUCUCUCACUCUAAUUCCGAUGCCUCUCCUUUCCACGAUGGGCUGGGUUCCAAUCCCACCCCUCCUAAGAAAUCCGUCCUUACCAAUCUGAUACAUGAGAUAGAACCGUUGGACGUUAGCCUUAUCCAAAAAGAUGUAUCACCUACAACCGUGAAUGCCAUGAAAAGGACUAUAUCGGGCAUGUUGGGUUUACUUCCUUCUGAUAGGUUUCAAGUCUUCAUCGAGGCACUAUGGGAACCUCUCUCAAAAUUGUUGAUUUCUUCUAUGAUGACUGGUUAUACUUUGAGGAAUGCUGAAUAUAGGCUUUGCCUUGAACGGAACCUUGGUUGUGAAGGAGAUUUGGAAAAUCAAUCUUUAGAAAAGUCUAACUUCGAUUUACAAGAGAUGUUACUAGACAGUACAAAAAUAAAUGAACUUUUUGAGAAAAAUGAUUUGUUAUCUGAAUCUGAAGAAACCAAUAAAGAGCAAUUUAAAGAUAUAGACACUCAAGGCCUGGGUGAAAUGCCCCUGGAAGCAAGUAAAUACAUUCUUCACUUGAAGUCCCGUCUAACUGCAGUGAAAAAGGAACUUCAUGAAGCAAAGAGGAAGAAUGCUGCUCUGCACAUGCAACAGUUUGUUGGGGAAGAAAAGAAUGAUUUACUGGACUACUUGAGAUCACUAGAACCAGAAAAGGUCGCUGAGCUUUGUGAACCAACAUCUCCUGAAGUGAAAGACACAAUCUACUCAGUAGUCCACGGUCUCCUUGCCACUCUUUCUCCAAGGAUGUAUUCCAAGACUCCUCCUUUGUCUGAGAACACUGCAACUAUAAAUAUUAGGAGUGAAGAUUGCGCCGGACAUGUUGAGAAUACUUCACUUCAAUUCCAGCCCUUCAUUUCAUUAACACGGGACUAUCUUGCUCGUCUUCUCUUCUGGUGUAUGCUGUUGGGGCACUACCUUAGAGGCCUCGAGUAUCGGUCUGAGCUAAUGGAACUUUUGAUGUUGACGAGCAGUCCCAACAAUAAUGGUUGUGGUGAUGAGCAGGCUGUUUAGAGUUGCUGUGCUUCCAGUGCUUCCAUCUGUAUAUAUAUAUAGUGUAAAUCGGGAUGCGGCUAACUUCUUUGUGGGGAGGAGGACGUAUGAAUUGGACAAAGAUUAGGCGAAUCCUAUAUAUGUAUAAAAAGGGAUACAUUGUUUUUGUUUG